Molecule: messenger RNA, 531 nt
Organism: Candidula unifasciata
Lineage: Eukaryota; Metazoa; Mollusca; Gastropoda; Stylommatophora; Geomitridae
Source: the annotation of a GenBank genome assembly
AUGGCGAGCAAAGCUGUGAAAAGAGUAUCCAGUUCUGCUGUGGAUUGGGCAAGAUUUGCAGCUGUUAUUCCAAAAGUUCAGAUUGAUACUCUGAGAAAUAUAAAAACCAAGCAUGACACCUUUCUCAACAAGGUUCACCAGCUGCCAGAAAAUUUGCCAAAAAUAGAUUUCUCUGGCUACAAGUCAAGGCUUCCGGAUCCCUCAAUGGCUGACCGCUUCCAGAAGGCUUAUGAAGCGCUGAGUAUUCCAUAUCCAGUAGACAAGGAUCACUUCUUGCAGAAGGUGGAGGCAGAGAGAGAGGAACAGGAUAAAGUGGUCAAACAGAUUGUGACUUUUGUCCAGAAGGAAAUUGAUGGCAACAGAACAUUUAUCUCUAAGAUAGACACGCUGCCCAAGUAUCAAGACUACACUCGUGAGUCUUUCGUGUACUACUUCCCUGAUACUGGAUUUGACCCUCAACGUCCCACCAUCUGGCCACACCACGAGGAGGAUCAGCCCUAUGUCAGGAAAGAGGGCGAAGAUCACCACUAA